This is a messenger RNA of Andrographis paniculata, 744 nucleotides long. Its product is annotated as zinc finger protein 11-like. The record is from RefSeq and is a predicted model, not a curated record. The transcript is spliced from 2 exons. NCBI's taxonomy places the organism in Eukaryota, Viridiplantae, Streptophyta, Magnoliopsida, Lamiales, Acanthaceae. Bases 110 to 613 code for a protein of 167 amino acids.
CCCAAAUUACAUCUCCAAUUCCAAUUCCAAUUCCCAUUUCCCUUUUCAAAACCCUAACCUAAAAACCAAGAAAUCAAAUCCAAUUCCAAUCAAUUUUCUACCAACGGUGAUGGAGCAAGGAAGAGCCAGCAAUUCGGAGACGAAUUCGAGCCCGGAAAGGGACGACAAAAGAUCAUCGGACGAGGAGGAAGAAGAAGAAGACAACGACGACAGCGCCGGCGUCGGAAGAUCGUACGAGUGUGCUUUCUGCAAACGUGGCUUCACCAACGCGCAGGCUUUGGGAGGGCACAUGAACAUCCACAGAAAGGACAAAGCUAAGGCCAAAGCCAAGCAGAAACGUAAUGAUCAUCAUCAUCAUCAACUGGAUAAUUAUUACAAUACCUCGACCAAAUCGAGCAGCACCUGUCAGAAUCUGAGGUUUUUGUCCCAAAUUAAAGAUCACGUCGUGGAGCAGAAAACAAGUCGUCUACAACCGACGGCGCCGGCGCCGGCGGCGAGUCCGAACCUGAGCCUGAGGAUCGGGCAAUCUCAGCCGCAGGAUCUUGGUGAUGGGGAAAGAAAAGUGGAGAAAGUCGAAGUGGAUUUGGAGCUUCGACUUGGACAUGAUCCUUGAAGAAAUGGUGUACAGAAAGUGAGUUAUAUAUAUAUAUAUAUUGUUAUAUGUUAAUGAUUAUUUCUUGGAAAUAUUUAAAAUUAUGUAAUUUCAUAUUUUACAUAUUGUAAAAAGCAAAGGGGAAAACAGUA